AUGACAGUGAUGCGUCAGAAUGAUUCCUUAGUGACGGAAUUCCUGCUUGCUGGAUUAACAGACCGCCCAGAGCUCCAGCAACCCCUCUUUGUUCUGUUUCUAGUGAUGUACAUUGUCACCAUGGUGGGCAACAUUGGCUUGAUCAUCCUUAUCAGUCUCAACUCCCACCUCCACACCCCCAUGUACUACUUCCUUUUUAACCUUUCCUUCAUCGACCUCUGUUACUCUUCAGUUUUCACCCCUAAGAUGCUGGUGAACUUUGUGUCAAGGAGGAACGUCAUCUCCUAUGCUGGGUGCAUGGCUCAACUGUUUUUCUUUCUUUUUUUUGUCAUCUCUGAGUGCUACAUGUUGACCUCCAUGGCCUAUGACCGCUACGUGGCCAUUUGCAACCCGCUGCUGUAUAAAGUCACCAUGUCGCCUCAGGUUUGCUCUUUGAUAAGCUUUGCUGCAUAUUCCAUGGGGUUUGCAGGGGCCGCCGCCCACACAGGGUGCAUGCUCAGGCUGACCUUCUGCAAUGCUAACGUCAUCAACCAUUACUUCUGUGACAUCCUCCCACUCCUUCAGCUCUCUUGCACCAGCACUUAUGUCAAUGAUGUAGUCGUUCUCAUCGUGGUGGGUAUUAAUAUCACAGUGCCCAGUGUUACCAUCCUAAUUUCUUACGUCUUCAUCCUAAGCAACAUUCUUCAGAUCAAAUCUACUCAAGGGAGGUCCAAAGCAUUCAGUACCUGUAGCUCCCACAUCGUUGCCAUUUCUCUUUUCUUUGGAUCAGCAGCUUUUAUGUACCUUAAAUAUUCUUCUCCUGGGUCUAUGGAACAAGGAAAAGUUUCUUCUGUUUUCUAUACUAAUGUGGGGCCCAUGCUCAAUCCCCUGAUCUACAGUUUGAGGAACAAGGAUGUCAAAGUUGCACUGGGGAAAGUCUUGAAUCAAAUCCAGAGGAAAAACAGGUUCUAA
This is a messenger RNA of Sorex fumeus (smoky shrew), 951 nucleotides long. RefSeq names its product olfactory receptor 8B3. Gene Ontology annotation, biological process: sensory perception of smell; G protein-coupled receptor signaling pathway. Gene Ontology annotation, molecular function: olfactory receptor activity; G protein-coupled receptor activity; odorant binding. Bases 1 to 951 code for a protein of 316 amino acids. The record is from RefSeq and is a predicted model, not a curated record. Lineage: Eukaryota; Metazoa; Chordata; Mammalia; Eulipotyphla; Soricidae. The transcript has a single exon. Gene Ontology annotation, cellular component: membrane.